Messenger RNA from Vanrija pseudolonga, 2565 nucleotides. RefSeq names its product putative beta-glucosidase I. The coding region runs from base 1 to 2565 and encodes 854 amino acids. Gene Ontology annotation, molecular function: beta-glucosidase activity. Gene Ontology annotation, biological process: glucan catabolic process. NCBI's taxonomy places the organism in Eukaryota, Fungi, Basidiomycota, Tremellomycetes, Trichosporonales, Trichosporonaceae. The record is from RefSeq and is a predicted model, not a curated record. The transcript is spliced from 3 exons.
AUGGCCAUCGAGAUCAACCCCCCACCGACGCUGCUCGACGUCGAUGCGCUCAUCGACGACCUGUCGAGCGAGGAGAAGAUCGCGCUCCUGUCCGGCGAUGACAUGUGGCACACUGUUGCCGUUGAGCGGGCGGGGAUUCCACGAGUUCGGUGCGGUGACGGGCCCAAUGGUGUCCGCGGCACAGCCUGGACAAACGGCGCCCCAGCAUCAUGCUUUCCCUGCGGGACGGGCAUCGGCGCCAGUUUUGACCUCGACCUCGCGUUCCGUAUCGGCCAGGCGCUGGGCGACGAGUGCCGUGCGCGCGGGGUCCACUGCCUGCUCGGCCCGACGACCAACAUCCAGCGCCAUCCCCUCGGCGGGCGCGGGUUCGAGACGUACGGCGAGGACCCGUUGCUUGCUGGCCAUGUUGCCUCGGCGUGGAUCAACGGCGUGCAGUCGAAGGGAGUCAUGGCGACGCCGAAACACUACCUCGCCAACGAACAAGAGUUCAUGCGCCGCUCAACCAACUCGGUCCUCGACGAGCGCACAAUGCACGAGAUCUACCUCGAGCCCUUCCGACAGCAGUGCAAGACGUCCCCGAAAGUCUUCAUGACGAGCUAUAACCGCGUCAACGGGCUGCAUGUCGCCGAGCACCCGUAUCUGCUGCGCAAGAUCCUGCGCGGGGAUUUCGGCUUCAGCGGGAUGAUCAUCUCGGACUGGAGCGGGACGUACUCGUCGAGCGAGGCGAUCAAGGCCGGGCUCGACCUCGAGAUGCCCGGCCCGGCGUUCAUGCGCGGGACGUGUGUCGAGCGCGAUAUUGUCAGCGGCAAGCUCACCCAAUCGGACGUGGACGAGUGCGUGCGCAAUGUCCUCGGGUUCGUCAACGAGGCGAUCAAGUCGGGCAUCCCGUUCGACGCGGAGGAAAAGUCGAUCGACACGCCUGAAGUCCGCGCGCUGUUGAGGGAAUCCGCCGGCGCCGCCGUCGUGCUGCUUAAGAACGAGCGCAAGAUGCUCCCUAUCGCGCCGACACCGGGCAUGAAGAUCGCCGUCAUUGGCCCAAACGCCAAGAACGCCACGACGGCCGGUGGCGGAUCGGCCAACCUGGCCCCCACGUACACUGUCACCCCGCACGACGCGAUCGCCAAGGCGGCGACCGCGGCCGGCGCGACCGUCUCGUACGCGCUCGGAGCGGCAGGCGACAGGUGGCUGCCCCUGCUCUCGCCUUACAUCUUCCUCGAGGACGGGACCCCCGGCGUCAUGUGCCACUUCUACGACACCAACCCGUGGACCACGUCCCCGGCCCCCAAGCCGCUGUUCUCAAAGUACAACAACUCGGGCUUCAGCUACUUCAUCGACGGCAUCCCUAAGGAGAUCCCGGUGCGCGGGUACGUGUCGCUCCGUACGCGCUUCGUGCCCGACGUCAGCGGGCGGUGGGAGCUCGGCCUCGGCGUGUCGGGCCAGGCGGACCUGUACGUCGACGGCGUCAAGUCAAUCGAUAACCGCACCGACCAGGAGCCGAGUGUGCUCUUCUUCAACAUGGGCGCCGAGGAGCGCGCUGCCGUGCUCGAGGUCGAAGCGGGCAAGAGCUACGACCUCGAGGUGCGCUUCUCAAACUUCAAGCAGCUGCACUCGACCAGCCCGUACUCUGGCCGCCGCGGCGGCAUCCGUAUCGGCGGCCGGCCGCUGCGGUCUGCCGCCGACGAGAUCGCCUCGGCCGUCGAGCUGGCACGCAGCUCAGACGUCGCCAUCGUGUGCGUCGGCACGAACUGCGAGUGGGAGUCGGAGGCGUACGACCGCGACACGCUCGCGCUGCCAGGCGCAAGCGACGAGCUGGUCCGCGCCGUGCUCGCCGCCAACCCCAACACGGUGGUCGUCAACCAGUCGGGCAUGCCCGUCCAGUUCCCCUGGCUCGACGAGUGCCCCACGCUCCUGCAGGCCUUCCUCGGCGGCAACGAGUGUGGCCAGGCCGUCGCGGACGCGCUGUUCGGCACCAUCAACCCGAGCGGCAAGCUCCCCAUCACGUGGCCCGUCAAGGUCGAGGACUACCCCUCGCACGAGGGCUUCGGGCACCCCGUCACGACAGUGUACACCGAGGGCAUCUACGUCGGCUACCGCCACUUUGACCGUGCGCGCGGGGCGCGCAGCGCCUUCCCGUUCGGCUACGGCCUGAGCUACACGACGUUCGAGCUCUCCGACCUCAAGGUCGCGUCUGCGGCGGGCUUUGGUGCAACCGCCUCCUUCACCGUCACGAACACUGGGGACGUCGCGGGUGCCGAGGUGGCCCAGGUGUACGUGCACCAGUCUGCGCCGUCUAUCGACCGCCCCGAGAUCGAGCUGGGCGGGUUUACAAAGGUGCACCUCGCGCCUGGCGAGUCGCGCCGUGUGAGCGUCACGCUCGACCACAAGGCGUUCAGCUGGUACAGUGUCGCUGAGGGUUGCUGGGUCGGCGAGUCCGGUGCGUUCGAGAUCCGCGUCGGCACGUCCUCGACGGCCAUCAAGCUCGCCGCGCCGUUCUACCAGGAGCGGAGCUUCAAGUGGACCGGGCUGGCCGAGCCCGUCGCGGCUUCCAAGCUGUACCAGGCAUGA